AAAGGUAGAAAAUCAGCCAAGAAAAGAAAUACAAAUGAAGUGGCUGACACAAAAGGUGAUAGUGUGGAUGAAGUUGGUGGCAAAAUGUCGCUGAUGAAAUUACAAAAUGAGAUGAGACUCAAGAAUAUGCUUAUCCCAAAUGACGUAAUUGCUUUACAAUCAUGCAUUGGACAAGGUGAAUAUGGGGUUGUAUACAAGGCUAUUCUCAGGGAG
This is a messenger RNA of Geodia barretti, 213 nucleotides long. NCBI's taxonomy places the organism in Eukaryota, Metazoa, Porifera, Demospongiae, Tetractinellida, Geodiidae. The record is from the annotation of a GenBank genome assembly.